UUUUGCAGGCUGCAGCGAGAGAAGAAAGGCAGCCUUGUCCGCACCAGAGGUGGGGCGCCGGCCAGGGCGGCCACGCUCCCGCCCCGCAUUCCUCUGACAGAGACUGCUUGUGCAGGGCUGUGCAGGGGAGCCAGGACACGGGGUCUGCUGCGGGCGCCCUGCUGCACCCAACAGUCCGGGGACUGGCAGGCAUCUCCAGCACAAGGAAGCGGUGAGGAGCAGCCUGUGCCUGGUAUCGCCAGGUGCCUGCGUGCAGGCACCAUGGAAGCAUCCAGCAGGACCGUCGCCAGCCCAACCCGCAGGGUCCAGACCAUCAUCCAGAACAGCCCCCUGGACCUGAUAGACACAGGCAAGGGGCUGAAGGUGCAGACGGAGAAGCCACACUUGGUGAGCCUGGGCAGCGGCCGCCUCAGCACUGCCAUCACGCUGCUGCCCCUGGAGGAAGGGAGGACCACGAUUGGCACGGCUGCGAAGGACAUUGUCCUUCAGGGCCCUGGGCUGGCACCUGAGCACUGCUACAUCGAGAACGCACGGGGGACGCUCACCCUGCACCCCUGUGGCAAUGCCUGCACCAUCGAUGGAGUGAAGAUCCAGCGGCCCACACGCCUCACCCAAGGUUGCACCAUCUGCCUGGGCCAGGCGACCUUCCUGCGCUUCAACCAUCCUGCUGAAGCCAAGUGGAUGAAGAGCAUGAUCCCGGCAGGGGGCAGGAGCCCCGCAGCCAUCUAUGGACUGCCAGCAAAGCCCGAGGCCCUGGUGAACGGCAGCCGCCAGCUGCCCCUGCACGAGCUGGCGGCGGGGGAGUGCGCCCAGCCCAGCCACAGCUCCCUGGUGAGCUCCAUCGAGAAGGACCUGCAGGACAUCAUGGACUCACUGGUGCUGGAGGAGCCAGCGUCCCCUGGCAAGAAGCCGUCUCCCCGCGGCCAGUCCCCACUGUGCUCCAUGGUGAAUGGGGGUGGGCGCUGCCUCCUGUCCCCCCCGCUGAGCCCUGGUGCCACCUCGGGGGGCUCCAGCUAUGAGAACACCUCCCCGCCCUUCUCACCGCUCUCCUCGCCCACCAGCAGCGGUGGCUAUGCCAGCCAUUCACCCAGCAGCCAGGAGCAGGGGCCGGCCAUGCCCCCUGUCGUGCCGCUCCGUUCCUCCAGCUACAACCACACCGUGCAGCCCCCCCCGCAGCGCCUGCCGGCACUGCCCUACGGGGGCCACAGCGAGACGCGGCCAGCAGAGAGCCCCCGCGCUUGGCAGGCUGUCCCGGACAGCCCCGCGGCCCCCAUCUCCAUCGGCCUUGGGGAGCACAGGGCAGGCAGCCCCCGCGCCCAGCCAUCUGGGAGCCCCCGCCUGGCCCCCAGGACCCUGGGCUCCUCGGUGCCGCGGGCACGGGCAGCCCUGCAGGAGCGGCCCCCCAGCCCCUUCAGGGAGCCGAGGGACCCCCUAGCCCCCAGCCCUGUCCGGCAGCCCGCAGCCAGGGUUCUCCCAGACGCUGCAGGGUCAGCACAUGGCAGCCAGAGCAGCCGUGGGCUGCAGCCCCCCGAGAGCCCACGGGCAGCCCGGAGGACUGUGGAGAGCAUGCGGGAGCUGCCUCCACUGAGCCCCUCCUUGUCACGCAGGGCUGCCAGCCCCCGGGCAGCCCCGGAUGCCCCCUCCCCACAGCCCCGGCUGGGCAGAGAGGUUCCUGGGAGCCCCCGCACCAGGCGCAAGGGCCACGACGAGCUGAGCCCCGCAGCAGGGAGGAGCAGCAGGGCUGGGAGCCCCUCGUCUCCGCUGUUGGCAGAGCCAGCCCCACGCCGCCCCAGCUUUGGCUCCUGCCUGAGCCCUGCAUACAGCCUGGGCUCCCUGGCCAUGCCCUCACCCCGGCAGAGCCCCCGUGCCCAGCGGAAGCUAUCGGGGGACAUGCGGCUGCCAGCGGGUGUGCGGGAACGCAAGAACAGCAUCACCGAGAUCAGCGACAACGAGGACGACCUGCUGGAGUACCACCGGCGGCAGCGCGAGGAGCGGAUGCGGGAGCAGGAGAUGGAGCGCCUGGAGCGGCAGCGCCUGGAGACUAUCCUGAAUCUCUGUGCCGAGUACACCAAGACGGAUGGCGCGGAGCUGGGUGAUGCACCCCGGCUCCUGGCUGGGGAUGUGGAUGCUGGCCGGCAGGCGCCCAGGGGCGCUGGCACCGCAGGGCUGGGCUGUGCCCCGGAGGAGCUGGGCGUGCUGCGGCAGAGGGAGAGCCUGGAGAGGUCGGAUGAGGAGAACCUGAAAGAAGAGUGUAGCAGCACUGAGAGCACCCACCACGAGCAUGAGGAGCUGGUGGGCCCCCGGGCCAAGGAGGCACACCGGCUGGAGGAGGAGCGAGCCUGCGUGCUCAGUCGCCUGGACGAGCUGAAAGGCCAUGUCAAGGACCUGGAGCAACAGCUGCAGGAGAUGUUGCGAGAGGCGGAGAUUGAACGGGCUCUGCUGCAGGGCGAGCGGGAAUCGGAGGCGGUGCGGCUGCAGCAGGAGCAGGAGGUGGUGCAGCAGCUGCAGGAGAAGCUCUCCAGCCUGGACGCCAGCAUCCAGAAGGAGCGGGACAAGGAAGCAGAGGCCCUGGAGACGGAGACCAAGCUGUUUGAGGACCUGGAGUUCCAGCAGCUGGAGAGGGAGAGCCGGCUCGAGGAGGAGCGUGAGACACAGAGCCAGCAGCUGCUGCAGAGCAGGGCUGAGUACCAUCGCAGCAUUGCCCACAGGAAGGACCGGGUGGCUGCCCUGGAUGCUCAGGCUGCCCAGAUCCAUCUGCAGAGCGCCCAGGAGGCUGAACGCCUGGCCAAGGAGAGGAACAACAUCCUGCAGCUCCUGCAGAAGGAGAACGAGAAGCUUGUGUCUCUGGAGAGGCGAUACCAGCUCGUCACAGGUGGCAGGAGCUUCCCCAAGAUGUCAUCAGCACUCAAAGAGGAAACCCUCCAAAUCUCAGAGUCUUAUGAGCUGUUAGAGGGAACUAAGCCCCUGAGCCCCCUGCCAGGAGCAGCUGCCUCCUUAGCUUCUCCUUCUGCCCACUCCUACCCCAAGACACAAGAGGUCUAUCGUGCCAAAAUGGAGGGCGACACCGGUGCGCUCCCCCCUCGGAUGAAGAGCAGCACCCCGUCAUCCUCGCAGCUCAAUAUCUCCAUGCUGGGGCGCAGCCCCUCACCCAAGGGCCCCCCGCACGCCCAGAGCCACGCAGGCAGCUUGCCACGCAACCUGGCGGCCAUGCUGCAGGACAUUGAGACCAAGCGCCAGCUGGCCCUGCAGCAGAAGGCCGACCCACUCUCAGCAGAGCCCUUGCAGCCAGGCGAUGUACCAGGUCAGCAGGUGAUCGAGGAGCAGAAGCGGCGCCUGGCAGAGCUGAAGCAGAAAGCGGCAGCUGAGGCUCAGUCACAGUGGGAAGCCCUGCACGGGCAACCUCCCUUCCCCACCUCCUACCCCCCACUCAUGCAUCACUCCAUCCUCCAUCACCACCAUGCCCACAGCGUGGGGCCCCGGGCUGAGGAGCUGGACCACGCGUAUGACACCCUCAGCCUGGAGAGCUCGGACAGCAUGGAGACCAGCAUCUCCACAGGCAACAACUCGGCCUGCUCACCCGAUAACGUGUCCAGCGCAAGCGGGAUGGACACAGGAAAGAUCGAGGAGAUGGAGAAGAUGCUGAAGGAGGCACACGCCGAGAAGUCGCGGCUCAUGGAGUCCCGGGAACGGGAGAUAGAGCUGCGGCGGCAGGCGCUGGAGGAUGAGCGCCGGCGCCGGGAGCAGCUGGAGCGCCGGCUGCAGGACGAGACCACGCGCCGGCAGAAGCUAGUGGAGAAGGAGGUCAAGCUGCGGGAGAAGCACUUCUCACAGGCUCGACCCCUGACACGGUACCUCCCCAUCCGCAAGGAGGAUUUUGACCUGCGGCUGCACAUCGAGUCCUCAGGACACAGCGUGGACACCUGCUACCAUGUCAUCCUGACGGAGAAGAUGUGCAAGGGCUACCUGGUUAAGAUGGGGGGCAAGAUAAAGUCUUGGAAGAAACGCUGGUUUGUCUUCGACCGGAUGAAGCGCACAGUCUCCUACUAUGUGGAUAAACACGAGACAAAGCUGAAGGGCGUCAUCUACUUUCAAGCCAUCGAAGAGGUUUACUACGACCACCUCCGCAGCGCUGCUAAGAGCCCCAACCCGGCGCUGACGUUCUGCGUGAAGACCCACGACCGCCUGUACUACGUGGUGGCCCCGUCGGCCGAGGCCAUGCGCAUCUGGAUGGACGUCAUCGUGACGGGGGCCGAGGGCUACACGCAGUUCAUGAGCUGAGGGACGGGGGGUGCUGGGGGCUGCGGGCCCGCGAGGCGCUGGAGCUGUGUUUGUUUGUUUUGUUGUUUGUUUUUUAACGUUGACUUUUUAAAAACUA
Molecule: messenger RNA, 4375 nt
Organism: Cygnus atratus (black swan)
Lineage: Eukaryota; Metazoa; Chordata; Aves; Anseriformes; Anatidae
Gene: PHLDB1
Product: pleckstrin homology like domain family B member 1
Exons: 22
Coding region: 262-4278 (1338 amino acids)
Biological process (GO): regulation of microtubule cytoskeleton organization
Cellular component (GO): basal cortex
Molecular function (GO): protein binding
Source: RefSeq, a predicted model, not a curated record